AUGACAAGUAUCGACAAUGAGGUCAACCUUGCAUGGUUUGAUUCUUAUAUUUCCUAUACAAAACUUCAGAGUAUCACACCUGAUGAGAGGAUACUAGAGAAGAAGCAAAAGCAAGAAUCGACAACCAAUAAACGACAACUGUUGCAACAUAAUAAACCUACAACACCCAAUGACAGCAAUGAUAUAAGUAAGGACGCACCAAACAUAGUGCGACUAGUCGAAUCACAAGGAAAUAGUGAAGAGUUGACUCAAGAGUUGAAGAAUAUACUAAUCAAGUACUAUUGGGCAGGGUUUGAACUACAUAACAAGUUGGAGGAAGCAAAUACUACUGAGAUAGAUCGACAAGAUGAUGUCAAUGAAAAGAAUGACACAUAG
Lodderomyces orthopsilosis Co 90-125 is the source of this 375-nucleotide messenger RNA. RefSeq lists its product as uncharacterized. Bases 1 to 375 code for a protein of 124 amino acids. The record is from RefSeq and is a predicted model, not a curated record. NCBI's taxonomy places the organism in Eukaryota, Fungi, Ascomycota, Pichiomycetes, Serinales, Debaryomycetaceae. The transcript has a single exon.